ACCGUAAAGACUUUGCAGGGAGGAGAGAAAGAAAGCAUCGGCAAUGAAUCAAAUACAAACACACCGCCCCCGGAAACCACGAAAUCAAAAAGAGGCGGGCUCAUCGCGAACCAAAACUUCACUAAUGGGGAGUUCCAAGGAGGAUUACGCCACCGAUGCCGACAACUCCGCCGGCGACCACCGUCGUCUUGAUUCCAAUUGCAAAGUCUUCUCUGAUGGCGAGAAAGUUCUCGCCUACCAUGGCCCUCGUAUCUACGAAGCCAAGGUUCAAAAAUCAGAGAUGCGGAAGAACGAGUGGAAAUAUUUCGUUCAUUACCUUGGUUGGAGUAAAACUUGGGAUGAAUGGGUAGGUGUUGAGCGCCUGAUGAAAUACACCCAAGAGAACAUCCAAAAACAGCAAGACCUUGGUAAAAAACAGGGUGUCGAUAGGAAUCCAAAGUCGGGACGCUCAAAUCAAACAAAGCCAAAAAUAUCGACUGGGGCAAAAGGUAAGAAGCGAAAGAAUGAUUCGAGCACCGAGGAGAUUGCAUCUAUCGAAAAACUUGUGAACAUCGAAAUUCCAUCAACUCUAAAGAAGCAACUUGUGGACGAUUGGGAAUUUGUCAAUGAGCAGGAUAAGCUUGUUAAACUUCCGCGUUCUCCAAAUGUUGAUGAUAUAUUGGAUAGCUACCUUGAAUACAGAUCAAAGAAGGAUGGCAUGAUGACAGAUUCGAUUGGAGAGAUUUUGAAGGGAUUACGGUGUUACUUCGACAGGGCCCUGCCAGUUAUUCUUUUAUACGACAAAGAGCGCCAACAAUAUCGUGAAUCAGUUGCAGAUGAUGCUUCCCCUUCAAGCAUAUAUGGCGCUGAACAUCUACUGCGUCUCUUUGUUAAGUUGCCAGAGUUAUUGCCAUAUUUGAACAUAGAAGAGGAUCUGGUGAUGAGGUUGCAGCAAAAGUUUCUGGACUUCCUCAGGUUUUUGCAGAAGAAACAAACCUCGUUCUUCAUUUCCUCAUAUGACGAUGAUUCAAAAGUUUCUGAAGCUUCUUCAGUAGUAAGGCCCAAAACGAGUCGGGAUUAGAGAUGUCACUCCACCAGUUCUUCAUGUAACAUUAAUUGUCGAUGCUAGCUGGGUCAAUUUUGUUGCAACUGUAGCUCAUUAUUUUCUUUGCUCUUUAAUUUAUUUAUUUAUAAAUCCAGUCGUCGAUCCUUUGUAGAAUGAACGAUCAACCUUGGUACUUAUAGCAAAAGUUGGAUAGCACAAUUUAACUUGAAAAUUGGUGAUUUUU
This is a messenger RNA of Cynara cardunculus var. scolymus (artichoke), 1268 nucleotides long. Its product is annotated as protein MRG1-like. The transcript has 10 exons. Gene Ontology annotation, biological process: regulation of DNA-templated transcription; chromatin organization. The record is from RefSeq and is a predicted model, not a curated record. Lineage: Eukaryota; Viridiplantae; Streptophyta; Magnoliopsida; Asterales; Asteraceae. The coding region runs from base 44 to 1060 and encodes 338 amino acids. Gene Ontology annotation, cellular component: nucleus; histone acetyltransferase complex.